Molecule: messenger RNA, 2848 nt
Organism: Cheilinus undulatus (humphead wrasse)
Lineage: Eukaryota; Metazoa; Chordata; Actinopteri; Labriformes; Labridae
Gene: thap12b
Product: THAP domain containing 12b
Exons: 5
Coding region: 187-2445 (752 amino acids)
Source: RefSeq, a predicted model, not a curated record
UCAACCGUUGCGAGCCUGUCGUGAAUCAACCCAGUCUUGGUUGUAGCAAGUGGGUCACGGAAUCGCAUGUACGAAUUUAAAUAGGGAUGAAUAAGUUGUUUGGCUUAAAACGAAAGAGAUUGAGUUAGCCGGUAGUGUUUUUUUCUUUUUAGCUAAAACUGUAAAGCUAACAGCCUAGCUUGAACCAUGCCGAAUUUUUGCGCGGCCCCGAACUGUACACGGAAGAGCACACAAUCAGAUUUGGCAUUUUUUCGAUUUCCACGGGAUCCAGAGAGAUGUCGGAUCUGGGUAGAGAACUGCCGCAGGGCAGACCUAGAGGCCAAAACAGCAGACCAGUUGAACAAGCACUACAGAUUAUGUGCUAAACACUUUGACCCCGCUAUGGUGUGCAAAACUAGUCCCUAUAGGACUGUGUUAAAAGAUACAGCAAUUCCAACUAUAUUUGAUCUGACCAGCCACCUCAGAAACCCUCACACCAGACAUCGUAAACGGAUUAAAGAACUUACUGAAGAAGAUAUAAGGAGGAUUAAAGAAAGAAGAUUGGCAUCAUCUAUUGAACAGCUUGCUUCUAAAAAAGACAUAGCUGCUGAGGAUGGUGCAGGGACAAACGAGGAUGAACCUCAGCUGUCCACAGAGGAAAAGGAGUUCCGUGAAUACCUGAGGUCCUUGUUUGAGGUUGUAGUCAUGCUGGGAAAGCAGAGUAUCCCUUUAGCGGUGGACAAAGCUUCUGCAGCUGGACGUGUGUCCAACAACUUCCAGGCCCUCUUGGAUUACCGCAUGAAUGCUGGAGAUGAAGCUUUGAGAAAGCGGUUUGAGGGGACGGCUGUGAACACAGAAUACCUUUCGGCAACACAGCAAAGCCAGCUCCUGGACGUCUGUGAGAAUACAGUGAGGGAGGAGAUGCUGAUGGAGGUGCGAGAGAGUCGCUUCUUCUCCCUGGUGACGGGUGAUCUUGUUGAAUUUUCUCAUGAGAGGUACCUUCCUUUAUUUUUGCGCUUUGUGAAUCAGCAGAACGUACUUCGAGAGGAGUUUUUGGAUUUCCUAGCCUUCGAUGGCGAUGAAGCUUUUCUGGUCGAGAAACUGGAGAGCCAGCUGACUGACCGUUGGGGGCUUAGCAUGGAGGACUGCCGUGGUCAGGCCCAUAAGGCAACUGGUACAUCCACUAUCAAAAUGAAAGCUGUUGCAGUGCUACUGAUGGAGAAGUAUCCUCUGGCAGUGCACAUGCCCUGCUCUCAUAUGGCUCUGAACAUCCAUCUUGCAAACAACCUGCCUUUUCCCAAUGUCCAGAUCAUCAUGGAGACUCUAAGGAGGAUUGGUACUUUCUUUAGCGUCCCUUUUACCCAGGAUGAGCUACAAAAAGCCAUCUCUACUCACUACCAGAAAAACGAAGAGAAGGCAGUGGCACUUAAACAAGCGUGUGUCUCAGGAUGGACCGAGCAGCACAGCGUCUUUGACGUCCUCUUGGAUACGUUGCCACCCCUGCUUCUGUGCGUGGACACCAUUCGGAAAAACGAUGAAGGAAAGUUUAGUAGUACCACCACUGCAGAUGCCUAUUUAAUCUCAGAAACUCUUGCUGACUUUGAGAUCAUUGUCACAAUUGUUAUUCUCAAAAAUGUCCUCACAUUCACCAGAGCCUUUGGGAGAAAUCUCCAAGGUGAGACACUUGAUGUAUUCUUUGCUGCUAACAGUCUGACUGCAGUGCUGCAUUCUCUGAACGAGGUCAAUGAUAACAUUGAUGUGUACCAUGAGUUCUGGUUUGAGGAGGCUGUGAGCAUUGCGAAUGUGAUGGAGAUUCCUGUGACCGUGCCAAGGCUGUUUCUUCGAAAGCAGCGUGCAGCUGAUGUGGGUGAAAUCCAAGCAGAGGCGUAUUUCAAAGAGUAUGUGACAGUCCCCGUCAUCCACGGCAUCAUGCAGGAGGUGGAGGACAUGUUCUCUGACACCAACCUCAAAGCUCUCAAGUGCCUCUCCCUGGUCCCUGCAGUCAUGGGCCAAAUGAAGUUCAACACCACCGAAGAGAACUACGCAGAUGUCUACCGCAAUGACCUUCCCAACCCUGACACGCUGCCCGCAGAGCUUCACUGCUGGAGAAUCAAGUGGAAGCACAGGGGCAAAGAGGUGCGCCUGCCCACCACUAUCCAUGAGACACUUCAGCUGCCAGACGUCAAGUUUUUCCCCAACGUGAACUCCUUCCUCAAAGUGCUGUCCACUCUGCCUGUGCUGAAAUUAGAGGACAACAAGAGCAACACAGCCAGCCAGCGGCUGCAGACUUAUCUCAGCAGCAAGCCCCAAAAGCAGUGGAACAAAAGCCUUGCAAUGCUAAACAUUAACACUCACGUCAAACACGACCUGGAUGUCAUGGUGGACAAAUACUGCAGACUGUAUCCAGAGGAUGAUCCUGAAGCAGAGAGUGAAGAAGUGGCUGAGGAAGAUGUGGAGAUGAAAUGAUACGACAGGGACACUGAGCACAUACUGCCAGCCAGUAUAAGUUAUUUUGAGCCUUGGCAUUUUGCACCAAAACAUAAGGACCAACAGUUUAAAAACACCUGUAAUGAGUUCAUCGAAGCUGAUUUUAUCCUGCCUGUAAAGUUUAGAGAGACAAAAAAAAUAACCCUUGUUCUUAGUGUACGCUGGGAAAGUAGUAUUGUAAAUAAGUAGGCAUGUUUGGAAGAAAGAGAAGUUGAAUGAAUAUCAUCAUGGAUGUAGUGCCACCAAAACAUCCUCUUACUGAGAUGAUACCAAGGGCUCAUUGUGUAAAUAAUCAAAGUUCAGAGCUGUCACUUUGUUUUCUUGUUAGUUUGAACUGCUAUGUAAGAAUUGUUUAAUAUUACAGAAUAAAAUGUAGCCUAAU